Cyphellophora attinorum is the source of this 552-nucleotide messenger RNA. RefSeq lists its product as uncharacterized. The record is from RefSeq and is a predicted model, not a curated record. The transcript has a single exon. Bases 1 to 552 code for a protein of 183 amino acids. Lineage: Eukaryota; Fungi; Ascomycota; Eurotiomycetes; Chaetothyriales; Cyphellophoraceae.
AUGCAGUCCUCCAAUUCGGCUGAUCAAGCGGAUCUGGUUGUCGACAUUGGGUCAGGUGGCCACGCAAAUGCCAAAACGAUCGUGACCGAAGUCAUCGCGGCUAUUCUUACUAUUGCCAGCCUAUACACCGGCGUAACAAAUUUCUGUGCAUCUUUUGCCAGGGCUGGACUGGCAGCGGCCCAACCCAUAGACACAGAAGCGGCCAACUUGUACUCAAAAAUGGCCUCGGUCUAUCUUCAAAGAGGACUUGCCUCCGUCGCCAUCACUUCUCUCAGUGGUCUGACUCUAUACAACAUGGACCCAUUCGAUCUUGGCUCGGAAACAGACACAGUUCCCGACGACGCAGCUGGCGAUGAUAGCGCUAACCCGAUUAUACUUGCUUUCGAUUCUAUCUAUCAAGAGAGUAACCCUGACGACCGCCUUUGCUGUACUCUAGGCGAGAACGUAUGGGAGAAUUAUGAUUGCAGGAUGACUUCUGUCGCACUGGUAGUGCAGUCUGAUGGAUCCACCGUGCUGGUACCGAUGCCGAACCUCUAUCGCGCUUGGACAUAG